Messenger RNA from Panicum hallii, 2194 nucleotides. RefSeq lists its product as uncharacterized. The transcript has 8 exons. The coding region runs from base 166 to 1845 and encodes 559 amino acids. Lineage: Eukaryota; Viridiplantae; Streptophyta; Magnoliopsida; Poales; Poaceae. The record is from RefSeq and is a predicted model, not a curated record.
GCCAUCACCGAGACACCAACCCACAAAGUCCCCAGGCCCCAGCGCGACGCAAGGAGGCAAACAGAGGCGACCGGCCUCCGGAGCGAAGGGGACCCGCCCGCCGGAGCGCCCUGAGUCCAAGCCCGGUCCGACCCCGGUCCCGCCCCAAGCGGCAGGUCGCCGGCGAUGCCGUUCCUCUCGACGCCGUCGUUCGACCUCUCCGCCGGCGCGGAGCCCACCCUGGGCCCGCGGCCCCCGGUGGCCCCCCCGCCUCCACCCACGCCGGCGGCCGCGGGCGCGCAUCACCAUCACCAUCAUCAGCCGCCGGUGUCGGAGGCGGCGGCGCGGCGGCUGCGGGAGGCGGAGGAGCGGCUGCGCGAGGCGAUCGAGGAGCUCCACCGGCACCAAGGCAGCGCGGGCAAGGGGGAGGGGGAGGAGCAGCGGGAAGGGGAGUGGGGGUGCGGCCACGAGGGCGAGUCGUGCGCGGCGCACGCCGCGGGGAACCUCUGCCAGAGCUUCCUGCUCUCCUACGGCGUCCGCGUCGGCAUCGGAAUCCUCCUCCGCGCCUUCAAGCUCGCGCGCCGCAGGUCCUACGGCUCGCUCCUUGACCUCAAGCAACUGGUUUCGGAGAAAGAUCUUAUAGUAAGAGAGGAAGCUUGCCGGGUAGGGUUACUUUUCGGAGGAUUCACUGGAUCGUAUCAUGCACUUCGAUGUUUCCUUAGGAGAUUUAGGAAAAAGGAGACACCGUACAACGCAAUAUUAGCAGGUUCGGUGGCAGGAUUGGCCAUACUAGCACUAGAUGAUUCAAGUAGGAGGCGCACUCUAUCUCUAUAUCUUCUAGCAAGGCUCGCUCAGUGUGCAUAUAAUUCUUCAAAAUCUAAGAACAAAUUCCACUUUUGGGGAAGCCAUUGGAGACAUGGUGAUGCAUUGCUUUUUUCAUUGGCAUCUGCCCAGGUUAUGUAUGCUUUUGUUAUGAGGCCUGAAAGCUUACCUAAGUCCUACCAAGAAUUCAUCCUUAAGACAGGACCAGUAGCAGAACCUGUUUACAAGGUUGUCAGAGAAUGUUGUAGAGGUGGUCCUGUGGAUCUUACCGCUCUCUCAACCUAUUUAUCAAACAAGAGGAAUUCGGAUUUGAUAAAUUUAACAACCAAUCCAUCCAUUAUUCCUUGUUCCGUGAUUCAUCCUGACAGAGCAUCAUGCUUGGCUCAAAAUGUUAAUGUUGUUUCAUCAACAUUCAAGAAAACAUUCCCUCUAUAUUUCUCAUUGACAUUUGUACCCUUUGUUGUUCUACGUCUUCAAAAGUUCCUGGAAUCGCCGGCUGCAACUUGUUGGCGUGCUCUUGUGGGUGCAGUUCGCUCCACCACCUUUUUGUCUGCUUUUGUCACUUUAUUUCAGGCUUCUAUAUGUUUGCACCGAAAAGUUGCAAACAAAGACCACAAACUUGUGUACUGGUUUGCUGGUUUGAUGUCGGGUCUCUCAAUUCUUUUGGAAAAGAAAGCUAGAAGGGCUGAGCUUGCCCUCUAUGUGCUUCCCCGUGCUGGAGAUUCUCUAUGGUAUAUAUUGAUCAACCGCCACCUGCUCCCAAAUAUAAAAAAUGCUGAGGUGGCUCUCUUCUGCAUAUGCAUGGGAGGAAUAAUGUACUUUCUGGAGUAUGAGCCAGACACAAUGGCUCCAUUUCUCAGAGGCCUCAUCCGGCGGUUCCUGGCAAGCAAGAUCAGCAACCCGAGCCCUCCUCCCAAUCGCAACACCUCGUACUCGUACCUUCAGACGCUGAAUGCUCUGGAGCAAUCAAGAACCCAGCCAGGGGUGGAUAACGGGCCGCCGACAUCAGAGAAGUACAACCUUGAAUCAAUCCCUGGACUUUAGAAAGCUCGUCUGUGGUACUGGUUAUAGGUUCCUAUAGCUUCAGAGAAUCAGCAAAUCUAACCAAAUCAACAGUGGUCGCAUGUGCCGUCAUGAGGUACAGAUGGGUUUAAAUUUCACGAUACGUGUUAUGAUGUUUUGAGAUCAGUUGCAAAAUAAAUGAAUAAGCAGAGCUAUUUUGUGCGGGAGUGGUGUGAUAUAAAGCAAUUGCUCGUUCUUAGAUUGUAACAUGGAGUGGCAAAGGUUACUUUUGGCAAGGAGUUGCCCUGUUUGGUCUUGCAACAGAGAAUUUGUUAAUAUGCUUACAUCUGGUCCUGUGUUUUGGGAAAAUAUUGUACAUUUGUUUCUAUUA